Molecule: messenger RNA, 2260 nt
Organism: Solea solea (common sole)
Lineage: Eukaryota; Metazoa; Chordata; Actinopteri; Pleuronectiformes; Soleidae
Gene: zrsr2
Product: zinc finger (CCCH type), RNA-binding motif and serine/arginine rich 2
Exons: 11
Coding region: 211-2001 (596 amino acids)
Biological process (GO): mRNA splicing, via spliceosome
Cellular component (GO): spliceosomal complex; U2AF complex
Molecular function (GO): pre-mRNA 3'-splice site binding; metal ion binding
Source: RefSeq, a predicted model, not a curated record
AUUAUCAACAGCUCAGACUGAGCUAACUCACGUUUAACACAGAUUCUAGAGUAUCUUGUUCUAACAGCACUUUGGCGAAUUAAUCUACUUGUGACAAAUGUAGUGUGCGAUCAGUGAGCAUUUAGAACCUACAGUUUGCCGGAAAUUAUUAUUAAUGUUCAAAUAGAAACAAACGUGGUCGUGUUAGCUCGCUAGCUAACGUUAGCAGUGAUGGCAGAGCCCGCUCCACCGAUGUCAGUGGCUGUGCAAAGUCGAAAACAACAUCGAGCUGCAAAGAGGAAGGAGAAAAGAAAACGGAAACGUCAAGCUGUUGCCCAAGCCAGUGAAUGUGGAUUAAAAAAUGGAGGAAGCUCUACACCUGAAGAAGGACUUGGUGAUGGAGAUGAGGAGAAUGAUUUGGCUGAGGAUGAAAGACUGCGGCUACAUGACGAGUGGCUGGAAAGAGAGAGGAUUGCUCAGGAGGAGUUCAGGCUGAAGUUUGAGAAGGAGGAGGCUGCAAGGAAGAGAAAAGAGGAAGAGGAGCGGCUGAUAAAGGAGGAAUGGGAGGCUCAGCAGAGGAGAGAGCAAGAAGAAAAAGAGCAGAAACAGCAGGAGAAACGAGACAAAGAGGAGGCUGUUCAGAAAAUGUUGGACGAAGCUGAAACUCAGCUUGAAGAAAGCCGACCGUGGAUGAAUCCUGAGGCUCCAGUGACAGAAAAAACUGAAAACUUUGGAACGGAGCGCGACGUAGCCAACUGUCCGUUCUUCCUCAAGACUGGAGCGUGUCGAUUUGGAGACAGAUGUUCUCGGAAGCAUGUGUAUCCCACGGCCAGCCCGACCCUGAUGAUCCGCGGCAUGUUUACAACGUUCGGCUUGGAGGAGUCGUGCCGUGACGAUUAUGACAUCGAUGCCUAUUUGGAGCACAGUGAGGAAGACCUGCACGAGUCUUUCCUCGAGUUCUACCAAGAUGUCCUGCCAGAGUUUAGGAGUAUCGGCAAGGUGAUUCAGUUCAAGGUCAGCUGUAAUCAUGAGCCACACCUGAGAGGAAAUGUUUACGUUCAGUUUGACACAGAGGAGCAGUGUAAAGAAGCUUUGAUCAGAUUUAAUGGGAGGUGGUACGCAGGCCGGCAGCUUCACUGUGAGAUAUGUCCUGUCACACGAUGGAAGAAUGCUAUAUGUGGGUUGUUUGACAGACGGACGUGCCCCAAAGGGAAGCACUGCAACUUCCUUCACGUGUUCCGAAACCCUGAUAAUGAAUUCCGGGACGCUGACCGGGACCUGCACUUGUCACCGGACCGCAGCGUCAGGGGAAGUCGCAGAGACGGAGCUUUCUCGGAGCGAUACGGAGACCGAUCGUGGAGACAGCGUCACAGCAGCAGAAGCCCACCGGGAUCAGAGAGAUCUCACAGCAGACGAGAGGACGACCGGAGGAGGAGCAGGAGUCGAGAGAGGAGGGGCUCUCUCUGGGAGAGGGAGGAGAGAUGGUCGUCUAGAUCCAGACACAGUGACAGGAGGAACGACAGGUACCUGGGCAGUCGAGACAGAGUGCGGAGCAGGAGUCGAGACAGACAGCAGAGGCACAGGAGUAGAGAUAAAGACAGGGAGUCCAAGUGUAGAGAUAGUCGAGACAAAGAUGAAGUCGAUCGCAGAGAAUCGAGAAAACGGUCAAGGAGCACAAGUACAGAAAGGGAAAAUAGACGAGAGAAAAGUAAAGAAUUGAGCCCCAAAAUACCAGAGAAAAGCAGCAAACACUCCCGCCACAAACGCUCGAAAAAGAACAAGAAAAAGAGCAAGAAGAAGCAUAAGAAGAAAAACCAUCUGUCGGAAGCGUCCGCUUCAUCAGCAGAAUCAGUCAAGGAGUCAGAGGAAGAGACCGAGACUUGUCCUCCCAGUGGACAGACAAACGAAACAGAGCUAAUCGCUAAAAACGGUGAUGUAGAUGUGAACGUUGAUACAGAUUCAGUCCCGAGUGAACAACCGAUAACUGAAAUACUAACAAGUCAGCCAGAAACUGCGACGUAGAUAUUUUUAUGGAUGAGUGUUAAUGCACAUGUGAAUAUUUUUGCUUUGAAAUCUGUGGCAUCACGAUUGUUGUUCCCCAAGAAAAAGAUCCACUCGUUUUCCUUUUUAAAUACAUUUAUUUGUUAUUAUCUUUCAAAUGUAAGAAGACAGAAAUGUCAGCAGACAUGUUGGCAGUGUUCAAUACAAAAGUAACUGAUUUCUUUUUUUGCACAAAUCAAAGAUGAAUGUUGAAUAAUUGCUCAUAAAAGCUCAACAGAAA